Molecule: messenger RNA, 778 nt
Organism: Chrysochloris asiatica (Cape golden mole)
Lineage: Eukaryota; Metazoa; Chordata; Mammalia; Afrosoricida; Chrysochloridae
Gene: MPV17
Product: MpV17 mitochondrial inner membrane protein
Exons: 7
Coding region: 44-574 (176 amino acids)
Cellular component (GO): membrane; cytoplasm
Source: RefSeq, a predicted model, not a curated record
GGUAAUAGGGGUGACCCCUUCUCCUUUUGGCUUGACAGGAAGCAUGGCACUCUGGCGGGCAUACCAGCGCGCCCUAGCUGCUCACCCGUGGAAAGUACAGGUCCUGACAGCCGGGUCCCUGAUGGGCCUGGGUGAUGUUAUCUCACAGCAGCUGGUGGAGAGGCGGGGUCUUCAGGACCACCAGGCCAGCCGGACCCUGACCAUGGUAUCUCUGGGCUGUGGCUUUGUGGCCCCUGUAGUAGGAGGUUGGUACAAGGUGUUGGAUCGGCUCAUCCCUGGCACCACCAAGGUAGAUGCACUAAAGAAGAUGCUAUUGGAUCAGGGAGGCUUUGCCCCAUGUUUUCUAGGCUGUUUUCUCCCACUGGUUGGGACACUCAAUGGACUGUCAGCCCAGGACAACUGGUCUAAACUCCAGAGGGAUUAUCCGGAUGCCCUCAUCACCAACUACUAUCUCUGGCCUGCUGUACAGUUAGCCAACUUCUACCUGGUCCCCCUUCAUUACAGGUUGGCUGUUGUCCAGUGUGUUGCUGUUAUUUGGAACUCCUACCUGUCCUGGAAGGCACAUCAGCUCUGAGCCUGCCUCGCUCCAUUGUUUCUGCCUUGCAGUGAUGCAGCUUGACCCUGGAAUGGGUUAGGCCACCUCCUUGACACUUUCAUGGUGUUGGGUUGCUAGUCAGAACUUAAUGAGGUUAGCACUUUUAAAUGUAAAUGUAAAGUGUAAACGGAUUCCUUUUUAAAUCACAGAAGCCUUUAUAAUAGUUUUAUAUCUACUACAUAC